GCUGCUGCUGCUGAGCCGGUGCUGGGGCGACGCCCGUGUCCCUGCUGUCCUCCUCGGGCUCCCCGGGGCUUGACCCCCGGGGCUCUCGGCAGGCGUCGGUGAAGAGCCUGCGGAGAGAACCUGUGCUCCCACACCCACCCUCUACAACCCCAUAUCACGACUCCGAGGAAGGAGAGAGAGAGAGGGGCUGUCGCGACUCCGUGCCGUGUGUCGCCGGGCGGGGCCGCGGGGCCGGGGCUCCUCUAGCCCCCGGGAUGCGCGCGCGAGCCCUCGUCUCCACUUCCUUGUUGCCACUGCCACGACUGGAGCCGCCUCUCUCCGACAGCGGGGAGCGCGAGUGCGCCGGCCAGCCCCCCCGUCGAGCCCCCUGGCCAGGCGCCUCCAGGAAUGUGAGCCGCGCGGCUUGCACGCUUCUCCGGCCAUGGAUGCAUCAUAUGAUGGUACUGAGGUAACUGUCGUGAUGGAGGAAAUUGAGGAAGCCUACUGUUACACCUCCCCUGGGCCACCCAAGAAGAAGAAAAAGUAUAAAAUACAUGGAGAAAAGGCCAAGAAACCCAGGUCUGCUUACCUUCUGUACUAUUACGAUAUCUACCUGAAAGUGCAGCAGGAGCUCCCCCACCUCCCUCAAUCUGAGAUCAAUAAGAAGAUUAGUGAGAGUUGGAGGCUUCUCAGUGUGGCGGAGAGGAGUUACUACUUGGAGAAAGCCAAACUAGAGAAAGAAGGUUUGGAUCCUAACUCUAAACUCUCUGCACUGACCGCUGUGGUUCCGGACAUCCCAGGUUUCCGCAAGAUCCUCCCUCGCUCAGAUUAUAUCAUCAUCCCCAAGAGCAGCCUGCAGGAGGAGCGGAGCUGCUCUCAGCUAGAGCUGUGUGUGGCCCAGAACCAAAUGUCCCCUAAAGGACCAUCCCUUGUGUCUAACACUGCCCUGGAGACAGUGCCCAGCCAUGCAGGCAUGGCAGAACAAUGUCUGGCUGUGGAGGCCUUAGCUGAGGAUGUGGGAGCCCUUGCCCAGCCAGGUGCUGUACAGGAGAUCACCACCUCAGAGAUCCUCGGCCCGGAUGUGCUCCUAAAUGAGGCUUCCCUGGAGGUAGGGGAGAGCCACCAACCUUACCAGACAAGCCUGGUAAUUGAAGAGACCUUAGUGAACGGCUCACCAGACCUCCCCACUGGAAGCCUGGCUGUGCCCCACCCCCAGGUUGGGGAGAGCAUGUCAGUGGUAACAGUCAUGAGGGAUUCCAGUGAGAUUAGCUCCUCUGCGCCAGCAGCACAAUUCAUCAUGUUGCCUCUUCCUGCCUACUCGGUUGUGGAGAACCCCACCUCCAUCAAACUGACUACUACGUACACCCGACGGGGCCAUGGGACAUGCACCAGCCCAGGCUGCUCCUUCACAUAUGUCACCAGGCACAAACCACCCAAGUGCCCUACCUGUGGUAACUUCCUAGGAGGGAAGUGGAUCCCAAAGGAAAAGCCAGCCAAAGUCAAAGUGGAAUUGACUUCUGGAGUCUCCUCCAAAGGCUCUGUGGUUAAAAGAAAUCAGCAGCCUCUCACCUCUGAGCAAAAUUCUGCUAAGGAAAACUCUUCCAAACUGACUCUGGAGAACUCAGAAGCUGUAAGCCAGCUCCUAAGUAUAGCUCCUCAAAGAGACGUGGGUGAGGAGAAUGAGUGGGAGGAAGUGAUCAUCUCAGAUGCCCAUGUUUUGGUCAAGGAAACUCCUGGGAAUCGUGGUACAGCAGUCAUUAAGAAGCCAGUGGUCAAGAGUGGUGUGCAGCGUGAGGUCUCUCUGGGGACAGCUGAGAAUGACAGUCCUGGACUAGACGUGCCACCACCAGCUGAGGGGACCAGCACCUCCAAUUCACUCCCUGCUCCUAAAAAGUCUACAGGAGUUGAUCUGCUUAUUCCUGUGCCCAGAGCCCCAGAGCUUAAAGGCAGAGCACGGGGCAAGCCCUCGUUACUGGCUGCAGCAAGACCCAUGAGAGCAAUUCUUCCAGCCCCAGCUAACGUGGGUCGAGGCAGCAGCAUGGGACUGCCCAGGGCCAGGCAGGCCUUUCCCCUGAGUGAUAAGACUCCCUCUGUGAGGACUUGUGGCCUGAAGCCAAGCACGCUGAAGCAGCUGGGCCAGCCCAUCCAACAGCCAUCUAGCACUGGUGAGGUGAAGCUACCAAAUGGCCCAGCCAACAGGACAUCUCAGGUGAAAGUUGUAGAGGUCAAGCCUGAUAUGUUUCCUCCAUAUAAGUAUAGCUGCACCGUCACACUGGAUUUGGGCCUGGCUACAUCAAGAGGUCGGGGAAAGUGCAAGAAUCCCUCUUGUAGCUAUGUCUACACCAAUCGGCAUAAACCGCGGAUUUGUCCCAGCUGUGGUUUUAACCUUGCCAAAGACCGGACUGAGAAAACCACCAAGGUUCUCGAGGCGAGCUCACCACUCUCGGAUGUGCUGAGCGCCACAGAGCCCCUGAGCGCAGCCCAGAGGGAGAUCCAGCGCCAGUCAACGCUGCAGCUGCUGCGCAAAGUCCUGCAGAUUCCUGAGAAUGAGUCAGAGCUGGCUGAGGUCUUCGCCUUGAUUCAUGAACUCAAUAGCUCUCGACUUGUCCUGUCCAACGUGAGUGAGGAGACAGUCACCAUCGAGCAAACUUCUUGGUCGAAUUAUUAUGAGUCUCCAUCCACGCAGUGCCUUCUCUGUAGCAGCCCAUUGUUCAAAGGGGGACAAAACUCCCUGGCGGGGCCCCAGGAGUGCUGGCUGCUGACAGCCAGCUGGCUGCAGGUGGUGACUGCCCAGGUGAAGAUGUGUCUGAAUCCCCAUUGUUUGGCCCUGCACAGCUUCAUGGACAUCUAUACAGGUCUCUUUAAUGUGGGAAACAAGCUGCUAGUGAGCCUGGACUUGCUUUUUGCAAUCCGAAACCAGAUCAAGCUGGGAGAGGACCCCAGAGUAUCCAUCAGCACUCUUCUGAAGUCAGUGCAGGAUCAGACAGAGAAGACUCUUACCUCAGAGGAGCUGAGCCAGCUGCAGGAGCUGCUGUGCAAUGGCUAUUGGGCUUUUGAGUGCCUCACUGUCCGCGACUACAAUGACAUGAUCUGUGGCAUCUGUGGCGUGGCCCCCAAAGUGGAAGUUGCCCAGAGGAGUGAAGAAAAUGUGCUGGCACUAAAGAGUGUGGAGUUCACCUGGCCUGACUUCUUGGCCUCUAGUGAGGUAAAUGUGGAGGACUUUUGGGCCACGAUGGAGACAGAAGUGAUUGAGCAGGUGGCCUUCCCCGCCAGCAUCCCUAUCACCAAGUUUGAUGCCUCUGUUAUUGCCCCCUUCUUCCCACCACUCAUGAGAGGAGCUGUGGUCGUCAACACUGAGAAAGACAAAAACCUGGAUGUGCAGCCAGUACCUGGCAAUGGCGGUGCCUUGGUACGGCUGCUCCAGGAGGGUGCCUGCAAGCUUGAGGACAUCGGCUCCUACAGCGAGGAGGCGUUGCACUGCCUGCUGAAGCAGUGUGGCAUCCCCUUCAGGGCAGAAGACUCCAAGGACCAGCUCUGCUUCUCCUUGUUGGCCCUCUACGAAUCUGUUCAGAAUGGAGCCCGAGCUCGACAGCCCCCACCUCAUCUCACAGGGGGUAAAAUCUACAAGAUGUGCCCCCAUCAGGUGGUGUGCGGCUCCAAGUAUCUUGUGCGGGGCGAGAGUGCCCUCGACCAUGUGGAUCUGCUCGUCUCCUCCCGCCAUUGGCCUCCUGUGUAUGUGGUCGACAUGGCCACACCAGUGGCCCUGUGUGCUGACCUCUGUUACCCAGAGCUGACCAACCAGAUGUGGGGGAGGAAUCAGGGCUGUUUCUCUAGCCCCACGGAGCCGCCUGUGAGCGUGUCCUGCCCCGAGCUCUUGGACCAGCAUUACACGGUGGACGUGAUGGAGGCUGAACACUCUGUCCAGCACCCGGUCACCAAGACUGCCACACGGCGCAUCGUCCACGCAGGCACACAGCCCAGUCCUGGCGACCCCAGUGCUGGGCACCACUCCUUGGCCCUGUGUCCCGAGUUGGCGCCCUACGCGGCCAUCCUGUCCUCCUUCGCAGACAGCAAACCAAACAGCGUCCGCCAGCGGCCCAUUGCCUUUGACAAUGCCACCCACUAUUACCUCUACAACCGCCUCAUGGACUUCCUUACCAGUCGCGAGAUUGUCAACCGGCAGAUCCAUGACAUUGUGCAGAGCUGCCAGCCUGGCGAGGUGGUCAUCCGAGACACCCUGUACCGCCUCGGGGUUGCUCAGAUCAAGACGGAGACGGAGGAGGACGCUGAGGAAGAGGAGGUGGCCACAGCCGCAGAUAGUCAUGAAUACCAACCAAAACGGAGUCAGGAAGAAAUUGAAACUCUGACCAGACCUAUAACAUGCAAAGAGAUGGAAUCAGUCAUCAGAAACCUCCCAAGAAAGAAAAGCCCAGGACCAGAUAGUUUCUCUGCAAAGUGUUUUGAACCUUUAGUAAUCAUGAAUACCAACCAAAACAGAGUCGGGAAGAAAUUGAAACUCUGACCAGACCUCUAACUUGCAAAGAGAUGGAAUCAAUCAUCAGAAACCUCCCAAGAAAGAAAAGCCCAGGACCAGAUAGUUUCGCUGGUGAGUAGUACCAAACAUUUAAGGAAUUAACCCCAAUCCUGCUCAAACUCAUUCAGAAAAUAGAAGAUGAGGGAACACCUCUCAAUUCAUUCUAUGAGGCCAGCAUUACCUUGAUACCAACAACAGACAAGGACAUCACAAGAAAAAUACAGACCAAUAUCUCUUAAGAACAUAGAUGCAAACGUACUCAGCAAAAUACUAGCAAACCAAACCUUACAGCAUAUUAACAUGAUCAUACACCAUGACCAAGUGCUAUUUAUCCCAGAAAUGCAAAGAUGUUCAACACAUGAAAAUCAUCCUAAUACACCACAUCAACAGGACAAGAACAGAAUCCCACGUGAUUAACUCAAUUGAUGCAGAAAAAGCCUUUGACAAAAUCUAACAUGCUUUCAUGAUAAAACACCCAAAAGAGUAGGAAUUAAAACAAACAUCCUCAACAUGAUUAAGGGCAUAUAUAAAAAAUUCACAGCUAACUCAAUGAUAAAAGACUGAAAGCUCCCUGCCCGCCCCGCCCCACUCCCCAACCUUAGAUCAGGAACAAGGCAAGGACAGCGGCUCUCACCACUUCUAUUCAACAUUGUACUGGAGGUUCUAGUCAGAGCAAUCAUGAAGAAAAAAAAAGAAAAGGCAUCCAAAUUAAAAUCAAGAAGUAAAACUAUCUCUAUCCACAGAUGACAGAAUCCUAUAUUCAGAAAAAUCCUAAGAAAUCUACAAAACCCCUCAAAAAUCUAUUAGAGCUAAAAAAAUGUAUUCAGUAAAGUUACAGGAUACAAAAUCAACACACAGAACUCACGUGUAUUUCUAUAUGCCAGCAGUGAACAACCCAAAAAAGAAAUUUAAAAACUGAUUUUAUUUGAAAUGAAUAGCAUCAAAAUGAAUAAAACACUUGGGAACCAGUGUAAAUAAAGAGAUGCAAGACAUAAAUACUGAAAACCACA
Molecule: messenger RNA, 5523 nt
Organism: Kogia breviceps (pygmy sperm whale)
Lineage: Eukaryota; Metazoa; Chordata; Mammalia; Artiodactyla; Physeteridae
Source: RefSeq, a predicted model, not a curated record